Molecule: messenger RNA, 1460 nt
Organism: Humulus lupulus (European hop)
Lineage: Eukaryota; Viridiplantae; Streptophyta; Magnoliopsida; Rosales; Cannabaceae
Exons: 3
Coding region: 102-920 (272 amino acids)
Source: RefSeq, a predicted model, not a curated record
GGGUGGGAUGUCACACGUGUGUAUCUGGUACGCGUGUGAGUAUGUUCCUAUAAAACAAUGAGAAUUUAUGGACAAGAGAUACAGUAGUAAGAGUAUAUACGAUGAAGAUGCGCGCCACUCCCACUUUGACUCUCACAGUCCCUACCUCGCUUUCUCCUUCGCUCCUCUUCUUCCAUCGAAGAAAGCCCUCUUUUCUCUUCUCCAAUCCUAAGCCCUUUCUCUUUCUUCUUCACCACUCUUCUACUGCUUCUUCUUCUUCCUUCCGACUCCGCUGUUCCUCCUCCUCCCGUUCCCAAUCCAUAUCGGAAUCAGAAUCGGAGGAUGGUGUUUGCAUAGAUAUCCAGAGGCUCCCCAACAACUCCCGCAGAAUACUCUCCUCCGUCGCCAUUAAUGCUUCUCUCCUCGCCGUGUGGAAUGUCUUGACUGAUUACGAGGGAUUGGCCGAUUUCAUUCCCGGUCUUGCUAUUAGCCAGUUGCUUGAUAGGGGCCCUGAUUAUGCACGACUCUUUCAGGUGGGUCAGCAGAACUUGGCCCUUGGCCUCAAAUUCAAUGCUAAAGGCGUUGUCGACUGUUAUGAGAAACCACUUGAAAUCCUUCCCUCUGCCCAGAAGCGUGAGAUUGAGUUUAACAUGGUAGAAGGAGACUUUCAACUCUUCCAAGGAAAAUGGUCAAUUCUACAAUGUAAUAAAAAAUGUCACAUUAAAUUUAUGGCGAUGCAGCUUGAUAGUGGAUGGGAUGGUGAUUCUGUGGCUGACCAAGAAAUGCAUACAACUCUUUCUUAUUUGGUUGAUGUACAGCCAAAGCUAUGGUUGCCUGUACAGCUGGUUGAGGGCAGACUUUCCAAUGAGAUAAAGGUGAACCUUGCCUGCAUAAGAGACGAAGCAGAGAAAGCAUUUAGCAAGACUAUGCGCUCUCUUUGAUGUCAUCUACAGUACUAUUUCUGAUUGUUUUCUAUGCCCUCAAUCACAAUAUUGUUUACUGGGUUCUAAAACAAGUAACAAAAUUAUAAUGUGCAUCUUUCUCAUGUAUGUUAGUUGAGUCCAUAAAUUAUCCUGCUUGCAAUGAAGCUCCAAUUGGGUUUCAGCUUAUGAUGCUCCUCUCCUUUUGAGAAGGGCGUGCUCAUCGUCUGUUAUUGGAAUGUCCUUAAGUUGAGGAGUCAAGGUGGUGUCAGCUGCAGACUGCAACGGCUCCACAUUCUCAGGAUGACUUAAUUGUUCAUAUAACCGAGAGAAGUGAAAAGGUUAGUUGAUUCAUCUCUUGUUAGUUACAUUUGUAAAGAAAUGACUAUUGGAAUAAGUAUGGCUAAGAUCCUGGACUAGGCCUAUGAUAAAAGGCAGACCAGAACUACGCCAUUCCACCAUAUCAUUUUGGGAUUUUUCCACCUAAUACAAAUAUACUUUAAAUACUUACUAUUCUGAACCUAAAAAAAGAAACGAGGAGAAAAUUAUAAUUUCUUUUCA